UACAAACCUGAGCUCCUCUGCAAACAAAACUCAACAAGAAUCACUGACAGCAUCUUCAAGAUGGCAAAACGGAACCACGACAAAGACUCUGACGUCACGUCACAGGUGUCACACAGGUGUGGCUGGAGCUGCCUCGGUCCUCUAACCUUCCACCCCCAGACUGUGGGAGACAAGGUGUGUCUGAGCCAUGGCCACCGGCGAGCAGAGAGAAGCAAACACACCUUCAGGAACGGCCUGGUGUUCAGCAGCCGAACAGUGAAGCCUCAGGAGAGGCUUCGCCUUAGAGUGGAGAAGGAUGUGUUGAACUGGGAGGGGUCUCUGCGUCUGGGCUUCACCAACGUGUCGCCCUCAGGAAGAAUCCUUCCUCUGCCCAGUGUGGCCAUCCCCGACCUGACCGAGACCCCCGGGCACUGGGCUGCUGCCGUUCCUGAGUCCUUCUGUCCAGCAGGUUCAGAACUGGAGUUCUGGGUUUGCUCCAGUGGGAACAUAAACGUCACCAACGACCAAAGUGAGACUGAGAAGAUGCUGCUUACAGGGGUGGACCUCAGCCGACCACUGUGGGCCAUGAUUGACAUCUAUGGACAGGCCUGCUCCAUUUCCCUCCUGGGGUCAGAGAAACAAGGACUGAUUUGCAGAAGAUCCUGUCCUGCACCUGAACCCCUCCUCUCACAUGACUGGGACAAUCAGCUCAGUUUGAUUCCUGAUGUGUCAGGCCUGAAUGGAGACAGUGAUGAAGACACAGUCUCAUGUAAAUGCGAUUCCUGUCUCCUGUCCACAGAUCACUGUGUGGUGUGCAUGAUGAAGGCGGCCAGAGUCACCCUGUCUUGUGGUCACCGCUGUUUGUGCUGGAAGUGCAGCACCAAGGUGUCCCAGCAGUUUGGUACCUGCCCGCUGUGCCGACAGGAGAUCAGAGCAUCAUGA
This is a messenger RNA of Salarias fasciatus (jewelled blenny), 921 nucleotides long. RefSeq names its product E3 ubiquitin-protein ligase NEURL3-like. Gene Ontology annotation, biological process: ubiquitin-dependent endocytosis. Gene Ontology annotation, cellular component: early endosome. Gene Ontology annotation, molecular function: ubiquitin protein ligase activity. The coding region runs from base 61 to 921 and encodes 286 amino acids. The transcript has 4 exons. The record is from RefSeq and is a predicted model, not a curated record. Lineage: Eukaryota; Metazoa; Chordata; Actinopteri; Blenniiformes; Blenniidae.